Messenger RNA from Gymnodraco acuticeps, 3073 nucleotides. It is a transcript of the gene septin9b, whose product is annotated as septin 9b. The record is from RefSeq and is a predicted model, not a curated record. Bases 73 to 1947 code for a protein of 624 amino acids. Gene Ontology annotation, biological process: cytoskeleton-dependent cytokinesis. Lineage: Eukaryota; Metazoa; Chordata; Actinopteri; Perciformes; Bathydraconidae. Gene Ontology annotation, cellular component: septin complex; cell division site; microtubule cytoskeleton. The transcript is spliced from 11 exons. Gene Ontology annotation, molecular function: GTP binding; molecular adaptor activity; GTPase activity.
GCUUUGGAUUUUUUUAAUCCCAUUGACUCUAUUUGGAAUUUUGGAAAGUUGGGAGGAAAAGUGUGACGUUUCAUGCUUGAAAACAUGUCAGAUUCUGGAGUCAAUCCACACUUGGAGGGAAUUAUUUCAGAUUUUGAAGCUCUGAAGAGGUCCUUUGAGGUGGAGGAUGUGGACACUUCCUCUCACUUGUCCCCUGGCUCCCGUCGAACCACCAGCUCCCCUCACCGUAACGCCAUGUCUCCCACCAGCAUCUACUACCGUGACCUGGGCACUCCCCCCCCCGCCCCGGCAACCACCACCAACAACAACAACCUCAACUUUACCCAACCCCGCUCCAUCAUGGGUGGAGGAGGCCCCAAGACCCCCGAGCCGGUGUCUCGCCGAUCCGAACUCUCCAUCGACAUCUCCUCUUCCUCCAGCAAGCAGGUGGAUAACAUCACCAGCCCUUCUUCCACACGCUUUGCAACCAACAGCGCCCUGAAGCGCCCUGAAGUCCUGGGCCACACCAAGACCCCAGAGAUGAGCCAGAAGAGGGAGGUCACUUUCGCUAAGACGCCUACUGAUUCUCCAGUGAUACGCCGCAAUGAAGGCAACAAUAACAACAAUGGCAUCAGCAGGGCCCCUGAGCAGAAUCACGCUCGCAAGUUUGAGCCUCCUAAUCCCGGAGAUUUCCGUAAACCUGAAAUCAGCAUCACCAGGGCUCCUCCAGAAAACAACGGCCACCACCAACCAGUGCACCACCCUCACCACCCCAACCCUCAUCACAACACCAUCGUCACCACUUUCCGCUGCUCCUCGCCUAGUCAUGGACGAAAAUCCCCAAACACUGACAGGUCAGAGGUCAGUGUGAGUCACAGCAACAUGUCGGAGUCUGCAAAGCCCCACCACCCCUCCCCACAGGGUAAGGGGGAGAAGACCCAUGCCAGCGACUUCAGCUACGUGGGCAUUGAUGCCAUCCUGGAGCAGAUGAGGAGGAAGGCCAUGAAGCAGGGCUUCGAGCUCAACAUCAUGGUUGUUGGUCAAAGUGGCCUGGGAAAGUCCACUCUGAUGAACACACUGUUCAAAUCCAAGGUGAGCCGCAAAUCAGUGCAGCCCAACCCGGAGGAGCGGAUCCCCAAGACCAUCGAGAUCAAGUCCAUCAGUCACGAUAUUGAGGAGAAAGGAGUGAGGAUGAAGCUGACAGUAAUCGACACUCCAGGCUUUGGGGAUCACAUCAACAAUGAGAACUGCUGGCAGCCUAUUAUGAAGUUCAUCAAUGACCAGUAUGAAACCUACCUGCAGGAAGAGAUCAACAUCAACAGGAAGAAGAGGAUCCCAGACUCCAGGGUGCACUGCUGCAUAUACUUCAUACCUCCCACGGGUCACUGUCUGCGGCCUUUGGAUGUUGAGUUCAUGAGGCGUCUCAGCAAGGUGGUCAACAUCGUCCCCGUCAUCGCCAAGGCCGACACACUCACCCUGGAGGAGAGGGACUUCUUUAAACAAACGAUUAGGGAAGAGCUGCGGGCCAAUGGCAUCGAUGUUUACCCUCAGAAAGAGUUUGACGAGGAUGCGGACGACAGGAUGAUCAAUGACAAAAUCAGGGAGAUGAUCCCUUUUGCUGUCGUGGGCAGUGACCAGGAGUACCAGGUGAACGGAAAAAGGAUUCUGGGAAGGAAAACAAAAUGGGGCACCAUAGAAGUUGAGAAUAUUGGACACUGUGAGUUUGCUUACCUGCGAGACCUCCUCAUCAGGACACACAUGCAGAACAUCAAGGACAUCACAGGCAGCAUCCACUAUGAGACGUAUCGUGUCCGCCGGUUAAAUGAAUCCAACGCUCAUUUCAAAUCACAACCAUCUGACCAGCCUGCUGUUCAGCCAAAGGCCAACGGUCAGCCCGAGGUGAAGCCCAGCGCUCCGCAGGCCAACGGAGUGGCUGCUAAGCACGAAGUCAUGUCCCACGAGAUGUAGAGUCAAUAUAUGAGAUCAGGACAGAGCCAGGCACAAAACAUACACUCGCACAUUUAUUCUGUUUACAUGAACAAGCCCACAUGCACGCAAGCACAUACUCAAGCUGUGAAGCUCAUUUGUGUUUUCUAGAAGGACCCUUUUGCCCAAAACUAACCACAGGAAGUUCCAAGACACAUGAGUCAGAAUAAAUCCUAACAGUUAUCUUUUGUGGGCCGUUUCCUCAUUUUUUUUCCAUCAUAAUAAUUCUGAGCAGAUUCAUGUCUUCCCUGCAACAUGACAUACUGUACAGAACCUGUUUUUAUCGGCAUUUUAUCUACCUGUCUGCACAAUAGAAUCUAGAUUCAAGAUGUUCACAAUAAGCCAUUAAAGAUUUCAGGUAAUGGAUAAACCAAAAUGUAUCUAGAUUACCCUGACUGUGCAGUGAAGUGCAUAAACCAGGAAAGUAAAUAAUUGAAAAAACAAUGUACAAGAUUGACAAAAUUCACAGUAUAAUGGAAAAAGAGUGCCCCAAAACUGUUUUGUACAGAAUGUACCUUUGCAGGAUCUUGGGUUGCGGGGUUUAGUCAUGAAUUGAUGUUCAGAUGAGAUUAAAUAGUUAAAGAUGAAAUACAUGAUUUGAAAUGAUACCACAUUAUCGUUAAAACUAGUACUAACUGUUGUGCCACUGGCCUGGUCCGCUUUGUGUUGUGUUGUUUUGUAGCGAUAAUAGGGUUAAGUAGGGAGAUUUAGAUUAGGUUAAGAGUACCAUGGAGAAAGUUAAGAUAUUGUUGACACCUCCGCACUGCAGAAUAAUACUUUUUUAAGAAAGCCGUGGCAGUGUGGGCAGCUUUCACAAAACCUUUUCCCAAUGUCAUUUUUCCGUUGUGUUAUGAUGUUUUUAAAACCCCUUUUUGCCAAACCAUCCUGUCUCUUUCUAUAUAAUGCCAAUGUUGUGUAAUAAUAAUCUGGCAUUUUACAUUUCUCAUUUACUAUUGUAUUUGUAUUGCUGUUUUUCAUGUUCUAAUAUUAUUGUAUACAAUGGGAGGUGUGGAGGAAUCUGUGCAACUGUUGUCCCAUGCAGCCAUUUUGUCCAUUAUUUUCCUGACCAAAUAAACGUUUUUUGUUCUAAAGAGAAGCACAUACAGUA